Messenger RNA from Parnassius mnemosyne (clouded apollo), 750 nucleotides. Lineage: Eukaryota; Metazoa; Arthropoda; Insecta; Lepidoptera; Papilionidae. The record is from the annotation of a GenBank genome assembly.
AUGUCGGCAAGAUAUGAUAGAGCUAUUACAGUUUUCUCACCGGAUGGUCAUUUAUUGCAAGUAGAAUAUGCCCAAGAAGCUGUACGCAAGGGCUCAACGGCGGUGGGUGUACGCGGCAAUGAUGUAGUUGUACUAGGCGUUGAAAAAAAGUCAGUAGCUAAACUUCAAGAAGAAAGAACCGUUCGAAAAAUUUGUCUGCUUGAUGAUCAUGUUGUUAUGGCUUUUGCCGGCUUGACGGCUGAUGCUCGUAUUCUCAUAAACAGAGCACAAAUUGAAUGUCAGUCUCAUAAACUUACUGUGGAAGAUCCUGUUACAUUAGAAUACAUAACAAGAUACAUUGCUGGUCUUAAACAAAAAUAUACCCAAAGUAAUGGACGUAGACCUUUUGGUAUUUCAUGCCUAAUUGGUGGUUUUGAUUAUGAUGGGCAACCUCAUUUAUUUCAAACUGAACCUUCAGGCAUUUUUUAUGAAUGGAAGGCCAAUGCUACAGGUAGAUCAGCAAAAACUGUAAGAGAAUUUUUGGAAAAAAAUUAUACUCCAGAGGAAGUUGCUACUGAAAAGGGUGCAGUGAAGCUUGCCAUACGUGCUUUAUUGGAAGUCGUACAGUCUGGACAAAAGAAUUUAGAGAUAGCAGUUAUGAGACGCAAUCAACCAAUGCAAAUGCUUGAUAUAGAUACCAUUAAUUCAUAUGUAUCGGUUAUUGAAAAGGAGAAGGAAGAAGAAGCGGAAAAGAAAAAACAAAAGAAAUAA